This is a messenger RNA of Micropterus salmoides (largemouth bass), 1694 nucleotides long. Its product is annotated as putative gonadotropin-releasing hormone II receptor. Lineage: Eukaryota; Metazoa; Chordata; Actinopteri; Centrarchiformes; Centrarchidae. Gene Ontology annotation, biological process: G protein-coupled receptor signaling pathway. The record is from RefSeq and is a predicted model, not a curated record. Gene Ontology annotation, cellular component: membrane. The transcript is spliced from 4 exons. The coding region runs from base 258 to 1535 and encodes 425 amino acids. Gene Ontology annotation, molecular function: gonadotropin-releasing hormone receptor activity; peptide binding.
UGGAAGAGCACAGGACGCACUGGAUAGCAAAAGAGCUGGACAGCUGUUGUAGGUGUCGGUGAACCUGCUCUGUUGCAGAACUUACAGCAGCCUACCUAUGGAAAACAAACGGACCAGAACACAGACGAAGCCUCCGUCUUGCUGUGAUUUUUAAAUACUUGGCGUCCCAGAACUACGCAAAAAGCUAAACCCACAUCCAUCUCCACUGCACCGCUGAUGGAUGUGCAGAAUGUUUCUUCCUCUGCGAGUGUCAGAAAAUGAACACCACUCCGUGCAACUCUGCAGCGACCAUGUAUCAGUUAAUGACCGACCAACUGAACACCAGCUGCAACUGCUCCACGCCUCCUUGUAACUGGACAGCGGGAAGCGGUACCCUGCAGCUGCCCACGUUCACCACAGCAGCCAAAGUCAGAGUGAUAAUCACCUGUAUUCUCUGUGGCAUAUCAGCCUUUUGCAACCUGGCUGUGCUGUGGGCAGCACACAGCGAUGGGAAGCGUAAGUCCCACGUCACAGUGCUGAUAAUCAACUUGACGGUGGCUGAUCUGCUAGUGACCUUCAUUGUGAUGCCUGUGGAUGCCGUGUGGAACAUCACAGUGCAGUGGCUCGCUGGGGACUUUGCUUGCAGGCUAUUGAUGUUUCUUAAGCUGCAGGCGAUGUACUCCUGCGCCUUUGUCACCGUGGUGAUCAGUCUGGAUAGGCAGUCAGCCAUCCUCAACCCUCUGGCUAUCACUAAGGCCAGAAAGAGGAACAGAGUCAUGCUGACUGUAGCGUGGUGCAUGAGUGUCGUGCUGUCAGUCCCUCAGAUAUUCCUUUUUCACAACGUAACCAUCAUUCAUCCCAAGGACUUCACUCAGUGUACCACACUUGGAAGUUUUGUCACUCACUGGCAUGAAACUGCCUACAACAUGUUCACUUUCUCCUGCCUGUUCCUGCUUCCACUGGUCAUCAUGAUCACCUGCUACACCAGGAUCUUCUGUGAGAUCUCCAAACGACUGAAAAAGGACAACUUGCCCUCCAAUGAAAUGCAUUUGCGGCGUUCGAAGAACAACAUCCCCAGAGCCCGGAUGAGAACUCUAAAAAUGAGUAUUGUGAUUGUUUCGGCUUUUAUUAUCUGCUGGACUCCAUAUUACCUGCUGGGACUGUGGUACUGGUUCUUCCCUGAUGACCUGGAGGGGAAGGUCUCCCACUCACUGACACACAUCCUGUUCAUCUUUGGCCUUGUCAAUGCCUGCCUGGACCCGGUCAUCUAUGGCCUGUUUACCAUACACUUCCGAAAGGGGCUCCGAAGGUAUUACUGCAAUGCCACCACGGCGUCUGACCUGGAUAAUAACACGGUUAUAACCGGAUCGUUCACUUGUGCUGCCAACUCUUUGACACUGAAGAGAGAGGCAAGCCCUGCCAGCCAGGAGAGGUUCAUGAUGUGCAGUGAGAACCACAGCAAAGCAGAGUCGAUGUCACCAAGAAGCAGCUUUUUAACAGCAUACAAUGAUGCAGAGAGAGAUCCAAACCAGUCCAGCACUGAGAGCAUCAUCUGAGGAGGGUGCAGAGUGGAGGCUCUCUGACAAUUUUAACUACUGCUUUUAAUUUAUUCAGAUGUAUUCAGUGUCUGACUGUCUGUGUCCUGUAUUCCUUGAAAAAUACAUGUUUAGUGCUCUGUAAAUUGUAACUUGUGGUCAUCUUGAAUUAAAUGUAUU